Molecule: messenger RNA, 2338 nt
Organism: Eurytemora carolleeae
Lineage: Eukaryota; Metazoa; Arthropoda; Copepoda; Calanoida; Temoridae
Exons: 9
Coding region: 204-1508 (434 amino acids)
Source: RefSeq, a predicted model, not a curated record
UCUGCUAAACCCAGGCACAAGUUUCCCCUCUCCUGCGAAUGAGUAGAUUGAGAUAAAUUUCACGUUAUUUGGGUAGAAAGCGUCUAUACAAAUAAGAUACAAAAUCUAUUUUUCAUGUAUUUUUUGUAAUCAAAUUAGUGACAUUUUCAGAGGUGUCUUUUUCAGGAAGUUAUCAUUUGGAUGUGUAAUUUUAACACUGGAAUAUGAAGGAGCAAGAGUCGUUGAACCCUCGCUCAAACUUAACUCCUACCCUAGAGAUAUCAAACCAUCGAUUAAAUCCAACUCCAACCCUCACCACUCUAACUCAAUCCGACCAUGAUAUCAUUCGGACCUUUCUUAGUUCGGUUCCGUUGGGGUUUCCUUUAUCUCCUGGCGCUGCACUUGCCGAAUUAACGGGUUAUGCACCUCUCUCCCCCGGCCUGGUGGGGCUCACCGAGCGAUCAUUCCAUCCAUCUCCUUCGCGGUUUGAGUCCUACAGCGAUCUGCCGAUCAGUUUUAGAAGUCGGAGUGUUAAUUCGCCGCUUAGGAUCGAUUCGCCGUAUAGAUCACACACUGGCAUUUCUUCACCCUUGAGAAUAUCAGAACAAGCUGGGACUCUGAAGAGAUUCGAGCACAUUCCAUCAUUUUCUCCGCAUAGGCGUUCCCCGUCCCCUCCCCCCCGAUCUCAUCCCUCCCCUUAUAGGAUAUUCCACUCUAAUCACGUGUACGCUCCUAUCCUACCUUCCCGAGCAUUCGAUUACACGACCCCCGCCCCCUCCCCCCCACAAACCAGGGAACACACCCCCGCUCUCUCCCCGCCCCACGCCGUAGAUGAACCGCCGAUCCAAGACUACUCAUUGACCGGCCAGCUAAAAGACCAGAUAAAGGUCAACUUUGUCCCAGAAAUCAGAGUUAAUAUAGAUUCUAGUCUUGACGAUCGCACUGCAGUGAAUUGUCGUGACGAAGGUUCGGCAAUUCGAGUCCAAGUUGAUCCUGCGGCUCCAGUCCACAAUGAUGAAGUACUAAGUACUAAUUCUCGUCUUAAAGUUAUUCUCAAAGAAUCCAGUCAUCUUAUUAAAGAGUCUUGCACAAAAGAUACAAAUCUGAAACGAACUCGAAGACAAGAUAAGAAGAGAAAAAAGAUUAAGAAAACUUGCAAGUCUAAACCUAUACUUAGAGAAGAGAUCAGUUCUAACCCCAACCCGGAGAAUGGUUCGCUUGAAACUUCUAGUUCUCAGGUUGAGACCAGAUUAAAGAAAGGAUGCGGAUGUGAGCAGGACUGUUUCCAGUUUUUAAUAUCAGACAAUGUUUAUAAUCAUAGACUUAAUAUAUCAAAACUUACAAAGAGGGAGCACGACAUGUACCUGAUGGGUAUGAUGAUGGCGAGCCUGGGAGAUCCAAACCAAACCACCAAACUCAAGCAUAGAAAGAGAAGAAGAAACAAAUACAUGUAUCAGGGGCGUGAAGUGUGCCAGGAGGCAUAUAUUUAUCUAGAAAAUGUUACAAUUUAUCAACUAAAUAGAUUAUAAAUAAUGUUGAACUGUUCCAGGGGCGUGAAGUGUGCCAGGAGGCAUAUAUUUAUCUAGAAAAUGUUACAAUUUAUCAACUAAAUAGAUUAUAAAUAAUGUUGAACUGUUCCAGGGGCGUGAAGUGUGCCAGGAGGCAUAUAUUUAUCUAGAAAAUGUUACAAUUUAUCAACUAAAUAGAUUAUAAAUAAUGUUGAACUGUUCCAGGGGCGUGAAGUGUGCCAGGAGGCAUAUAUUUAUCUAGAAAAUGUUACAAUUUAUCAACUAAAUAGAUUAUAAAUAAUGUUGAACUGUUCCAGGGGCGUGAAGUGUGCCAGGAGGCAUAUAUUUAUCUAGAAAAUGUUACAAUUUAUCAACUAAAUAGAUUAUAAAUAAUGUUGAACUGUUCCAGGGGCGUGAAGUGUGCCAGGAGGCAUAUAUUUAUCUAGAAAAUGUUACAAUUUAUCAACUAAAUAGAUUAUAAAUAAUGUUGAACUGUUCCAGGGGCGUGAAGUGUGCCAGGAGGCAUAUAUUUAUCUAGAAAAUGUUACAAUUUAUCAACUAAAACUCAUCAGGAAACAUGUCCUAGAGAAUGGGAUAGUUCCUAGAUGCCGAAAACCUUUGAAAAAUAAACCUGUAAAUGCUUUCCCGGAGAAUCAUCUGAAAGAGGCGCACAUUUAUCUUCAAGAGUUUUUGGCGAGUGAAAACAGUGGUAGGAAGAAGGGACGUUGUGAUCUUACAUUUAUAAAUCUACAUUAUAAAUACAGGGAUCAUUUCUCUGGGGAAGAAACCAAGAUAAUGGCGUACUCUACCUUCAGAAAAUUCGUCAAUAAUCGGUUUCCUCUCAUCAACUU